This is a messenger RNA of Biomphalaria glabrata, 2977 nucleotides long. Its product is annotated as pumilio homolog 3-like. Gene Ontology annotation, molecular function: mRNA binding. Lineage: Eukaryota; Metazoa; Mollusca; Gastropoda; Planorbidae. The record is from RefSeq and is a predicted model, not a curated record. The transcript is spliced from 19 exons. Gene Ontology annotation, cellular component: nucleolus. The coding region runs from base 168 to 2519 and encodes 783 amino acids. Gene Ontology annotation, biological process: regulation of translation.
UUCAAACAAAAACACGAUGAUACUAAUGAUAGAUUCUAGAUCUAAGUCUAAAUUAAAAUUCUAGUAGUUCUAGACUUCACCAAGGCUAUUGACAUUGUCUACAUCGAUAUAGAUCUAUCUAGUAAGAAGCUAUCUAUAUCUAGAACGUUAGAUCUUUAGAUUCAAUAAUGAAAAACAAAUCAGCCUCACCUGCAGUAAAGAAAUCAUCCAGUGUUCUAGUCAGGCGUGGAGGAUUCGGAUUGGCUGAAAAUAAAGGGCAGGGAAUCAAAAAUGUAUCUAUGACCCCUGAUACUUUCGAACGUUCUCAGUCUAAAAUUAAGAAAGCUGGUGUAAAAAGAAGAAAAUCCUUGUAUGGGUGUGACACUUCUCAAGUGGAAGAUACAUCUCAGCUUUCUCAGAAUAAUAGUAUUCUUGAGAGAACUCCUGUGACAUUGAGUCAGAUUAGUAUAAUUGACCCAUCAGAGAAUGAUACAUUGACAACAACUUUUAGAAAGAAACACCAGCCAGUAUCAGAUGACACUUUGGAAUUGGCUGUACAUUAUGCUAGAGGAGAACCAGAUGGUGCUGAAAGGUCAUUUACUAGAAAGCAGUUGUCUCAAAUGUGUAUUGAUGAUGGUAGUGAUAACAAAGAUAAUGGGAAUGAAGAUGUUGAAGACUGUGAAAUGGAAAGUGAAUCAGAGAAUGAAGCACCAUCACCAUCUAAAAAAUCUAAGUUAGUUCAAAAAGAGAUAAAAACACCUAAAGCAGAAAAGGGAAAGAAAACAAACCUGAAGAUGCCAUUUAAGCAAGCUGCCAAAAAACUAAAAUCUUUAAAAGGUGUAGUGGAUUCCAAAAAAGGUAAAAAACAAGAUAAAAAAGAUUUUGGACCUUUGCCAGAUGAAACAACAGUACCUAAGACUCCAAACCAAACUCGUAAGGAGGUAAAGCAGCAGAGGAAAAUGGUGAAAAAUAAUUAUGAGCUCAUUGAAAAUGCAAAAAAAUUUUGGGAAGAGCUUCGCAGACAUGACUUGCCUGACACAAAAAGAAGAAAAAUUUGUGAUGAUUUAAUGAAAUUGGUUACUGGAAAAAUUAAAGAGCUUUCAGCAGUUCAUGAUUCAGCUAGAGUCAUCCAGUGUUUGGUGCAGUAUGGCACAGAGGAACAGCGUAACCUCAUUUUUGAAGAAUUGAAAGAUGAUAUCUGUGACCUCUGCAAGCUGAAGUAUGCAAAAUAUGUGGUUAGAAAGCUCAUAAAAUAUGGUACAAAGGAACUUCGAGGCCAGUUAUUUGCUAAAUUUCAUGGGCAAGUACGCAAGUUAAUUAAACACAAGGAAGCUUCAGACAUUAUUGAGUAUGCUUUUAAUGAUUUUGCUACUGCACCUCAGAGGCUGGCAAUUUUGGAGGAAUUUUAUGGUCCAACUUUCACAUUAUUUAAAGAGCAUUCCCACCAAACUUUAGAUCAGAUAAUGACAGAGCAACCAGAAAAGAAAGAAAUGGUUAUUCGGAGUAUGAGGGAAGCUCUUUUGCCACUUAUUGAUAAAGAAAUCUUAAGCUACUCUUUAGUCCACAAAGUAUUUCAUGACUUUUUCACAUAUGCUGAUGACAAAUCUAAGAGGGAAAUGAUUGAUGGUCUGAAGGAACAUGUCCCAAAUCUGUUGCAUACAAAAGAUGGCACCAGAGUUGCCAUGCAUUUCAUUUGGCAUGGAUCAGCAAAAGAUCGUAAAAUAAUUAUCAAGAGUUUGAAGUCGCAUGUUGUAAAAAUAUGUAAAGAAGAACAUGGGCAUCUUUUACUGAUGGCAAUCUUUGAUAGUGUAGAUGACACAGUGCUUGUACAAAAAGCAAUUAUUGAUGAAAUGGUGAAAUCAUUAGACCAGGUUGUUCACGAUCAACAUGGAAGGAAAGUUUUAUUGUACUUAUUAUUUCCAAGAGAUCCCCAUCAUUUUCAUCCAGAUAUUGUCAACAUUUUGAAAGAAGGAGAUGGUAAUGCUACAAGCAAAAAAGACAAAGUUGUGAGAGCCAAAGAACUGUGUGACUAUGUUUCUCCACAUUUAAUCAAGUAUUUAGAAAAUAAUGCCUUGACUAUGAUGAGCAACAGUAAUCAUGUCUUGUUAGUUAAAGCAAUCAUAACAAACGCAUCAGGAGAUGUUGUACCAGCUAUGAGAGCGAUAGCAGAAUUAGUGGCUCAGCCUUGUAGUACUGCUGAUGGAGCUAUCAACAUGAUAGAGCAUCCUGCUUGUCACAUUGCUCUAAAAAAGAUAAUAGCUAAUGACAAAACUAGAAUGGAAGCUGGAAAUGGAAUUUUGUUCUCUGCAAUAUUAUUAGAAGCAUUACCUAAAUCAACUAUUAAAGUUUGGGCAGCCAGCAACAGAGGAUGUUUUAUACUUGUCAGCCUUCUGGAAGUGGGAUGCUCAACUAUCACAGAGAAAGUCAGCAAUCACUUACAGCCUGUUACGAAAUCUCUGAGUAAAAUGACAUUUAAAGGAGCAGAGCUUUUACUGGAAAAGUUGAAGAACCCAAAUAAGUCUAGAGAGUUUAGAGUUUGACAUGUCAGCAUCAGGCAGAGUGGAUGAGAGUGAGUGCUGUGACAUUUAACAAAGACAAAAGUGGAUAACAGUGAACAGUGCAGUGUAAAUGUAUUUUGAUUCAUCUGUAUUUUUAAUGUACAUAAAUCCAAAUAAUACAAAAUUCUUUGAAAAGAUUAUUAAAUUUACUUUUAAAAUUAUCUUUCUAAAGAGAGGGAAAAGUUUCUGUUUGUAUCACAGCAUCAUAUUUGCUACAAAGUUUACUGAGAACAUUCUGUUAGUCUUUCCAUUUAAAUACUUUGAUGUGAUGCUGUAUUUUUUUACUUAAAAUAGUUCUAUGCUCAUUUGUUUUAGAAAAAUACAAAAACACUAUAAAUAUGCCAAUAGAUUUUUUGGUAGUUAAAAUGAUUACCUUUUAGCUAUUGUCAAUGAUUGAUGUGAAUUCACUUGUUAACACAAUAAACAGCUUCCAAAAUGUU